UGCCGGGGAGUAACUCUACUUGCAACUUGCGCGAGCCAUUCCCAAGCGCAUGCGCCGCACACCAGGCUUGGGAGACGUCCAAGCAGGCUGCGACAAGCUCAGAUGUCGCUGCUGGCCGGAGCCACGCUGCUCAAUGGCAUCGGGCAUUUGGCGAACUUGGGGCAGUUUGUGGAGAUCGGCCAGGGCCAAGCCUUUCAGCGGGAGCAGAUGCAGUGGGCGCGCCGCGCCUACUGCCUGGACUCCAGGGCCCUGAGGAUCGACCUCCUCAAUGCAGUGAAGGAGGACGUGCGGGACCACCACCAGACCUAUGCCAGCAGGAUAGACACCUUGCUAGUGGUGCACACCCUGCUGCUCACUUUUGCCUUGGCCACCCUCCAGUACUCGGACCAGUUCGUCCCUGUGUCAGGUUGCGUGGAGUGUGAGGAGAACGAGCAUCCUUGGCUAGUGACCUGCUGGGUGUACUCCGUAUCGGGGAUCCUGAUACUUCCGUUCUGGGGCAUCGUCAUGCUCAUUUGGAGCAAGCUUCAGCUGGACCACUGGCUGGAGAACUCCAUCGGGCGUCUCAACGUGGAGCUCCGGCGGUCCUUGAGCGCGGACUCCAACUGCACGGAGCCUUCUGAGGACAGGGACGGCACUCAGCUUCUCGACAAAGUGGAGGGCGCAGUGACGCGCCUCAGCACCUUCGUGGUGGAGCACCAGGAAAGUUUCAAGAAGGUCUGGAACCAGGAGUGCCGCUUCAUGAUUUCGGCCGCCACGGUCUUCCUUUGGGGCUCUUGCAUCCUGGCGAUUCUCAUCACCUCUGGCAUGUUCUGGCUGUUCCUGCAGAACCACAUGGCUGGUCAACAUCGUCACGCUGCGAGCCAUUUUGCUUUGUGCACCCUGUCUGGCCUCAUAGCACCGGUGUUCUACGGCCUGUGGUAUCGCCUCUCCUGCGCGCGACGGCCUUCUGUGGACAUCUUUGAGGAUUGUAUCGAACCUGAGCUUCCUCAAGCGAUCCGCUGCCACGAAGGUGCUCCCAGCGGUCCUCUGAGCUCCGUGGAGACCUCCAUCUCCGCAGCCUCUUCGCGCGCCGCGGCGUUGUUGACCCGGCUACGUCGCGGACGGGAUGCUCGUGAAGGCUCCAACAUCAUCGAUGAGGGAGUCCUGAUGGCUGAACGUCCCUCAGGAUUGCCAAGCUUGGAGGACGACAUGUACUUCAACCAGCUGACAUGAGCCGUGGAAAAGCUGCAGGA
Molecule: messenger RNA, 1232 nt
Organism: Effrenium voratum
Lineage: Eukaryota; Dinophyceae; Suessiales; Symbiodiniaceae
Source: the annotation of a GenBank genome assembly